Messenger RNA from Paramecium octaurelia, 393 nucleotides. The record is from the annotation of a GenBank genome assembly. NCBI's taxonomy places the organism in Eukaryota, Ciliophora, Oligohymenophorea, Peniculida, Parameciidae.
AUGCAAGGUUUUGUUAAAGAAGGAUAAAAUUCAAAAUUAUGUCAUACGAUACAAUACUAAAUUAAAAGAAGCAGUUUUGAAACUAAAGUAAAACCUUUUUCAGAUGAUUUUAAUAAUGUUUGUAGGAUAGGUAAGAAUAUUUAGAAUGGUUCGAUAACUUUAAGAAUACAUUCUUUUAGAAAUCUUUCAAAGAGAGCUUAGUUUGUAAAAUAUUGAUUUAUAUUAGAUACUUACUCCUCAUAAAAAAAAAAGAGUAUUUGUACUUCCAUGCCAAUUACCAGCAAUAGGAUGUAAUGAGAAGAAAGCAAGAAUAAGUCUAAAAUUUCCUCCUUAGAAGAUAAAAAAAAUCUAUUGAGAUUUAUAUAAUUAAUAAUUAAUGUAAAUCAUAAGACU